AUGCCGGUAGCAACCCAAGCCUGCAUGAAAGGUCUCACGGCUCAGCAAGUCGAAUCGCUCGGCAUUACCCUUCUCUUGAACAAUACCUACCAUCUCGGCUUGCGACCUGGAACGGCCACCCUCGAUAGUGCUGGCGGCGCGCAUCGUUUUCAGGGAUGGCAGCGCAACAUGCUCACAGACAGUGGCGGUUUUCAGAUGGUCUCUCUUGCAAAGCUGCAGACGACCACAGAGCAAGGUGUCGAGUUCGAGAAUCCUUUCAAGCCCGGCGAAAGGGAGCUUCUCACGCCAGAAGAGAGUAUGCGGAUACAGCACAGCAUCGGCGCCGACAUCAUGAUGCAAUUAGACGAUGUCAUCGCAUCGACUACGACUGGACCGCGCAUGGAGGAGGCCAUGCUGCGCUCUGUCAGAUGGUUGGAUAGGUGUAUUCAAGCGCAUAAAGGCCACGAAGCAAAGCAGAAUCUGUUUGCAAUCGUACAAGGCGGCUUAGACGCCCAGUUACGAGACCAUUGCCUAACAGAAAUGCUCAAGCGAGCUGAUGACCUGCCUGGUUAUGCCGUCGGCGGUCUAAGCGGCGGCGAGGAAAAGGGCAUUUUCUGGCAAAUAGUGUCCCAGUGCGCGCAAAGAUUGCCAGCGGACAAGCCACGCUAUGUCAUGGGCGUCGGCUACAGCGAAGAUCUGCUCGUCUGUGUCGCCUUGGGUAUGGACAUGGCCGACUGUGUCUUCCCGACCCGCACGGCACGCUUCGGCAUCGCGUUGACCUUCGACGGCCCGAUGAACCUGCGAUUGAAACACUACGAAAACGACGAUCGAGUCAUUGACGAGUCGUGCCCUUGCCCGACCUGUGACUCUGGCAAAGGUCUCAAGCGAUCCGUGCUUUGGAUGAUUAGCCGGGGCAAGGAGACAGUCGGCGCGCAUGUUGUCACGCUUCACAAUUUGAUGUACCAGCGCCGACUACUCCUACAAGCGAGAGAAGCCAUCAUCAAAGGACGGUACCCGGAAUAUCUACGGACGUUCUUCAGACGAUACUAUGUGACGCAUUCUCGGUAUCCUGCUUGGGCCGUCGCAGCUUUACGAUCAGUGGGCGUAGAUCUCAUGUCCGACGCACCGCCGGAUGUAGAGCCAGCGAAAGAUCCAGCUGUCACGUGGGAUCCGAUAGAAGUAGAUGCAUUGAAGACAUGA
This is a messenger RNA of Mixia osmundae IAM 14324, 1179 nucleotides long. RefSeq lists its product as uncharacterized. Lineage: Eukaryota; Fungi; Basidiomycota; Mixiomycetes; Mixiales; Mixiaceae. The record is from RefSeq and is a predicted model, not a curated record. Gene Ontology annotation, cellular component: cytosol. Gene Ontology annotation, molecular function: tRNA-guanosine(34) queuine transglycosylase activity. The coding region runs from base 1 to 1179 and encodes 392 amino acids. The transcript is spliced from 3 exons.